CUGGAUUCUCCAACGCAUCCUCUUCAAACUCUUGAAGUAUAACUUCGAUGCCGGCAUCGUCUGUUGAUUUGGUAAGCAGGGAGUGAUCCGCCCCAGAGUCCAGCCAACCCAAAUUGAAGCUGAAUCUGAGUGUUUUGCCUAACAGUGCAUUAGGUUCUGACAGUUGCCAUCACAUACCGCUGCGUUGGACAGAUGGCGACAUGCUCGGUAAGCGAUCUCUUCUUUUCUUCUCUCCCCUUCACGUAAUAGCGCGAUCUCGUGACAACAUGCAUCCAUAUGCUCCUUCAGGAAACUAUCACUUCCCAUCACACAUACUGAAUCAUGGCUCCCUGACUCCUCCUCCGAGCAAUCCGUCCCAGCAUAAUAAUAUUCAGCCACAGUACCCAUAUACAAAUCGCACUCAUUCCACAAUACACACUCCC
Mycena citricolor is the source of this 422-nucleotide messenger RNA. Lineage: Eukaryota; Fungi; Basidiomycota; Agaricomycetes; Agaricales; Mycenaceae. The record is from the annotation of a GenBank genome assembly.